Messenger RNA from Rhinocladiella mackenziei CBS 650.93, 1983 nucleotides. RefSeq lists its product as uncharacterized. Lineage: Eukaryota; Fungi; Ascomycota; Eurotiomycetes; Chaetothyriales; Herpotrichiellaceae. Gene Ontology annotation, cellular component: SAGA complex. The coding region runs from base 1 to 1983 and encodes 660 amino acids. Gene Ontology annotation, molecular function: transcription coactivator activity. The record is from RefSeq and is a predicted model, not a curated record. Gene Ontology annotation, biological process: regulation of transcription by RNA polymerase II. The transcript has 3 exons.
AUGCCGGCCCUCGGGAGUGCCAGCAAGAGCAAGGGUAAGAGCAAGGAUAGCCGUCAGUCACGAAGUCGUAACACUACCCCGAGUUCAGUCAUCAGUGCUGGCGCGGCUGCUACCGGCCCCACGAUCACUCCUCUCUUGGAGUUGGAGACGAGUAAACUUCUGGUCUCUGCAAAGCCGACCUAUUCAGAGAUCAUCGAGUAUCUGGAGAGCCAUGGCAGCAGACUGGAGCCCAAGUCUCUCCAUGAUAUUAUAGACCAGUUGAAGCAUCUGAGCGAGUCGGCGGAGAAACGCGCCGAGUCUUGCGAAAAGGCCAUUCGUCUAAUUCAUGAGCAGAAGAAAGAACUGGAGUCAGAUCAACAAGAUCGUGAGCGGCAAGCGGAACAGGCCCGGCGAGCAAAGGCCCGAAAGGAAGAGUCGCACUCGCAAAAGAACCCGAAGGCGAAGAAGCGCAAGGAUAGACCUGAAACCUUUGACAGUGUGGAAAUCAAACGGGAAGAUGAACCUACGAAGACCAAAUUAAGCCGUGCCACAGGCACCCCAGGGCCUGUAGAUAGCCCUUCUCCAUCAAAGAAAACGAAACUCAGUCCCGGCACGUCAUCACUGUCAGAACCCGCCGAAUCACCAGACCCUGCGGCGGCGAGUGCCCACGCUUCCCCGACCAAAUCCGAUGUGUCCAUGUCUGAUGCUGAAGACAAUCGUGUCAUUCAUGGACAGCCCCCGAUUCCUCAACAAGGCUUCUUUCCAGACCCGCUGGCGCCUGAUCCGGUGAUAUAUCACAUCCGGGAAGUGACUCCGGGAAUGUCGGAUGCAGAGAAGAGAGAAAUUUACAGCGUCACUGCAUAUCCUGCCAAAGACCUGAGCGAUCAAAUCGCAGGAACGCCUCCUGACAAAGACUUCAGCAAUACCAAACCGACGAACCAAGUCGCUGCCAACACUUUCCUCACCUAUGUAGAACCGUACGUUCGACCUCUCACGGAAGAGGACAUGGCAUUUUUGAGAGAGCGAGGCGACCGAACCACUCCCUUCCUGACAGUACCUCGCGGCAAACGCUCAUAUCAGGAAAUUUGGGCUGAGGAAGAUGGAACAGUGCUAGUGGAUUCGGGCAAUGACAAGCUUGCACUGAACCAUCCGCGAGGCGGUGUGGAACAAAUUAAUGAUGAUAAUGUCGCAACAGAUCAAAUCUCGACCGGACCAUUGGCCAGCCGCCUCCUUUCCCUGCUCAAGUUUGAGCACCGGUCCCCGCCAAAUGACAUGAAUGGCACGAAUGAUCUAAAUUCGUUCAUGGCGACUGACGGGAACGACACGAUGGACCUAGACGGGCUGACAAAUGGCCAUGACGGAUCGGAAAAGCCACUGGCACCCGCAUCGGCCGUUGCAGAGCUGGCAGGUUCCAAAUCUUCCAAUUCUCAGCGCCUUGAUUAUAUCCAGAGCGACGAACGAAUUAAGGGUGAACUCCGUCACCUUGGUCUUCUCGGACAAGAUGAGAAUCCUGACUAUGAUGCUCACCAUGAUGAUGAUAUCAGUGAGAGGCUGCGACUCCUUCAAGCCGAGCUUCGUCGUGUUAUCAUUAUCAACGGGGCUCGCAAAGCUCGCCUACUCGAUCUGGCGAAAGAACGCCUUGCAUAUCAAGAGUACAGCACUAUUCAUGAAGAUCUUGACAGCCAAGUUCAACAAGCUUAUCUCAAACGGACCAGAACGUUAGGCAAGACCAAGAAAGGUGGCCCUGGAGCCAACAAACCUCGACCUGGCGGCCAUGGUCUCGCGGGCCCUGGGACAGCAUUAAGCAUCAACAGAGCCAGGGACAUUGGGGACAAUGCCAGAAUGCUGAUGGAUAGGAGAAAACGUUGGGAGAGUUGCAUCGGACCGGUGUUCAAGGAUAUGAAGCAUGGAAUUCCGGACAAGGACACGACUUUAUGGGAUCCGAAAAUCAUGGAAUUGUAUGAAAAAACCGAGAUGGAAUCCCUGGAGGAAGAAGCCGAGUAA